Messenger RNA from Corapipo altera (White-ruffed manakin), 1584 nucleotides. It is a transcript of the gene GMCL1, whose product is annotated as germ cell-less, spermatogenesis associated 1. Gene Ontology annotation, biological process: germ cell development. The transcript is spliced from 15 exons. The coding region runs from base 1 to 1584 and encodes 527 amino acids. Lineage: Eukaryota; Metazoa; Chordata; Aves; Passeriformes; Pipridae. The record is from RefSeq and is a predicted model, not a curated record. Gene Ontology annotation, molecular function: protein binding.
AUGGCCCAUUCCUGUGUCGGGAAAGGCCCGUUCCCGGGUCGGGAAAGGCCCGUUCCUGGAUCGGGAAAAGGCCCGUUCCUGGGGCGGGAACAGCCGCGCUCAGGGGGGCCCGUCCCGCGGGGCGAGGCGGCGGCGGCCGCGGGCAGGGCCGGCAGGAACGGCAAGAGGAAGCGCGGCGGGGCCGCCGAGGGGCCCGGGGACAGCGACAGCGACGGCGACACCGAGCGGGACGAGCGGCUGCUGCACCCCCGGGGCCGCAGGAAAAAAUUGAAAAGCACAUCGAAAUACAUUUAUCAGACUCUGUUUUUGAAUGGGGAGAACAGUGAUGUCAAAAUCUGUGCUCUGGGAGAGGAGUGGAACUUGCACAAGAUUUAUUUGUGUCAGUCAGGCUACUUUUCCAGUAUGUUCAGUGGCUCUUGGAAAGAAUCCAGCAUGAACGUCAUAGAGUUGGAGAUUCCUGACCAAAAUAUUGAUGUAGAAGCCCUGCAGGUGGCCUUUGGCUCCCUGUACAGAGACGAUGUGCUGAUCAACCCCAGCCGCGUGGUCGCCCUGCUGGCAGCAGCCUGCAUGCUGCAGCUGGAUGGCUUAAUCCAGCAGUGUGGUGAAACAAUGAAGGAAACCAUCACCUCCCAGACCGUGUGUGGGUACUACAACUCCGCGGGGACAUACGGGCUGGACUCCGUGAAGAAAAAGUGCCUUGAGUGGCUCUUGAACAACCUGAUGACCCACCAGAGCAUUGGACUCUUCAAAGAACUCAGCAUAAACCUUAUGAAGCAGCUGAUCAGCUCCUCCAACCUGUUUGUGCUGCAGGUGGAAAUGGACGUGUACACUGCUCUCAAAAAGUGGAUGUUCCUUCAGCUCGUGCCUUCUUGGAAUGGGUCUUUCAAGCAGGUGUUGACUGAAGCUGAUGCCUGGUUUGCCGAGCGCAGGAGAGAGUUUGGGGGUGAUGUUGCUUUCCUGGAAUCAGCCCAGGGAAGUGCAUUCCUGCCCGUGUUCUCCCACCUGAGGCUGCAGUACAUCAUCAGUGACCUGGCCUCGGCCAGGAUCGUGGAGAGAGAUGCCCUGCUGCCCUCAGAAUGGCUGUCCUCUGUUUACAAACAGCAGUGGUUUGCCAUGCUCAGAGCAGAACAAGACAAUGAUAUUGGGCCCCAGGAAAUAAAUAAAGAGGAACUGGAAGGGAACAGCAUGAGGUGUGGUCGCAAACUCGCCAAGGAUGGUGAUUACUGCUGGCGCUGGACUGGCUUCAACUUCGGCUUCGACCUGCUGGUCACCUACACCAACCGCUACAUCAUCUUCAAGCGCAACACUCUGAACCAGCCGUGCAGCGGCUCCGUCAGCCUGCAGCCCCGGCGCAGCAUCGCCUUCAGGUUACGUCUGGCCUCCUUCGACAGCAGCGGGAAGAUGGUUUGCAGCAGGACCACGGGCUAUCAGAUCCUCACCCUUGAGAAGGACCAGGAGCAGAUUGUGAUGAAUUUGGACAGCAGGCUCCUGACCUUCCCCCUCUACAUCUGCUGCAACUUCCUGUACACGACCCCGGAGAAGAGGGCGGACGGCGAGGCCCUGCUGGAGAACUUGGAAGCCUGA